ACUAGGAUGUCCAAUCCAACCCCAGCUCCAAGAAGGGCUCCCAAAGCUGACCCUCCAGAAUACCAAGAAAUCUCACUCCUGUCCCCCUCUCUCUCCUCCCUCCCUCGCCAUGGCCGGCCGCCUCCUCCUCCGUCUCCCUCUCCUGCUCCUGCUGCUUCUCCUACCCGCGCCGGCGCCGGCGGCUGCGUCUUCCCGCGCGGAGGCGUCUGCGGCGGCGGAUUCUGGUCGUCGUCCGGGGCUGGAAGAUGGGCUGCCGCCGUUCGCCGGCGCGCUCCGGCACAGCUGCCGCGUCUCCGCGGAGGGAUACCCGGCCGAGGAGGUUAAUGGCGAGGAACUUCUCAGGGAGUUGGCUGGCAAGGAAGAGUACACUGCUGUCCUUUUCUAUGCAUCAUGGUGCCCCUUCUCUCAAAGAAUGAGACCAGUCUUUGAUGAUCUAAGCUCAAUGUUUCCACGGAUUAAGCACUUGGCUGUCGAAGAGUCCAGUGUCAUGCCUGCCAUUUUGUCGAGAUAUGGUGUCCGUAGCCUGCCUUCUAUAAUCGUAGCACAUGGAUCAUACACAUUCUGGCCACUUGGUGCUGAAGAUCUUGACUCACUGGUCGAUUUUUACACUGCUGUAACAGGUCAAGAACCAGUCGCAUAUAUUGGUCCACGGAAGUGGAGUACAUCUCAAAGCACACACUAUGCUAAGCUUGGGAAUAGCUCAAUUAGUGAAGCAGUGAAGAGAGAACCCUACCUAGCAUUCAGUAUCAUGUUUAUUUGCCUAAGGAUAUUCUUGUUCUUCUUCACCAAGUUCUUCGCUCUCAUCAAAGGCUUCUGGAUCCAGUACUUCCGGCACAUCAACCUUGGAAUCCUUGCCAAAUUGACCCAGCUGCUUGAAUGUGUGCCACAUGCUGUGGAUGUGAGGAAGAUGUGGAGCAAGUGGAGGCUCAUGGUUGGAGCUAAGAAUGCCAGGGUUUGGGCGUCAUCUCUAACUUCUUUGUCGUUGGGCGGGCAGUCUUCUCCCCGAGCUGCUGUUCUGGAUUGAUGCGCUCGACCCUUCAACGGCGUGGAGAUAGUGUGCUGGUUCUUUGAAUUGCACUGGAUGCAGUAGCUCCUGUAACUCACAUGAGCAUGUAAAGACAGAUAAGAUCUCUGCUCAGAAAGAUACAUCUUGUUUGUAGAAUGUAAAUCUUAGGGGUACUGUUGAGCCUUUGUAAAUCACAUUGUAACAUUAAUCCUGAGUGUCCGUUGUCAAAGAUCAGGCUGUCUCAACCUUUGAGCGACAGAAGAAACAGCAUGAAA
Molecule: messenger RNA, 1281 nt
Organism: Phragmites australis (common reed)
Lineage: Eukaryota; Viridiplantae; Streptophyta; Magnoliopsida; Poales; Poaceae
Product: 5'-adenylylsulfate reductase-like 6
Exons: 4
Coding region: 110-1024 (304 amino acids)
Source: RefSeq, a predicted model, not a curated record